UGGUGGUGUAAUAUCGAAUCUCCACCACCAGCUGGGAUAGGCUGAUCCUCGGGGCUUCAGCACUGGAGCAAGGAGUAACGAAAGAUCAGAUUGUAUUUGUUGCAGAUGUUGUUUUGUGGUGCAUGUGUGCAAGAGCAACACAGCCGUAGUCAAAUCCAGGGCAGCCGAUCGAUAUCUGGCCCACACAGAUGGUAGUGUUUGGAUGUGGAAUCUUUGGAAAUCAGGUCUGAUCUUUGCAAAACCGGGAUUGUACAGUCGACUUUUUGUGAAGCUCUGAGGAAUUACACAACCAUGCCCCGACGCAGUAUACAACAAGUACAUGUGCAAGAUGUGCAGAAGAGGAGGAACCCCAAUAAACAUUAUGUGUAUAUCAUCCAGGUUUCCUGGUCUGAUGGAUCUACAGAGAACAUAUACAGGCGUUACAGCAAGUUUUUCGAUUUGCAGAUGGAGCUUCUGGAUAAGUUCCCUGUGGAAGGAGGCCAGAAGGACCCAAAGCAAAGGAUUAUUCCCUUUCUCCCAGGUAAAAUACUUUUCCGAAGAAGUCAUAUCAGGGAUGUUGCAAUUAAACGUCUGAGGCCAAUUGAUGAAUACUGUGGGGCUCUUAUCCAGUUGCCAGUUUACAUCUCUCAGUGUGAAGAGGUUCGCCAGUUCUUUGAGACCAGACCUGAAGACAUCAAUCCCCCCAAAGAGGAACCAAUUGGAAAGAAGAAAUCUGGGCUUGUCAAGAGAGCGACAUCUAUCCUAAAGAGAGCGGGCGAUCUUACUGCUGGAGACCCCCUUCUUUUAGAUCAGUAUGUGGCUGUGACUGACUAUAAGAAGCAAGAGAGUUCAGAAGUCAGUCUCUGUGUUGGACAGGUGGUGGAAGUGAUAGAGAAGAAUGAGUCUGGGUGGUGGUUUGUGAGCUCGGAUGACGAGCAGGGUUGGGUCCCAGCUACAUGUCUUGAGGCUCAGGAUGAUCCAGAUGAUUUUUCAAUGCCAGCUGACGAAGAGGAGAAAUAUACAGUUAUUUACCCGUACACUGCCAGGGACAAAGAUGAAAUUAAUUUGGACGGGGGAAUGACUGUAGAGGUUAUCCAGAAAAACCUGGAGGGCUGGUGGAAAAUCAGGUAUCAAGGCGAGGAAGGCUGGGCUCCUGCUUCCUACCUGAAAAAGGCUGAUUUGCUGACCCAGAAACUGGCAUCAGGCUGCCCCGCUCACUCAAGUGCCUCUGAUCUAGACGGCUUCUCCAGGCAGGCAAACGCUGCCAAAGAAGGGGACAACACGAACAAUCAGAAAGACUUCAAGUCAGAAGCCUGUUUUUCACCCUUUGCCGAUGUGAGACACAAAUCUCCUGAUGCAAGACAUCGCCCCCCACCUCGACGGGAUCUUACUAUACCAAGGGGAUUACAUUUACCUAAACCGCCCAUUCCUCCUCAAGUUGAAGAGGAGUAUUAUACCAUAGCAGACUUCCAGACCACCAUUCCUGAUGGCAUUAGUUUUCAAGCUGGUAUGAAAGUGGAGGUUAUAGAGAAGAAUUCAAGUGGGUGGUGGUACAUUCAAAUUGAUGAAAAAGAAGGUUGGGCUCCCAUCACGUUUAUUGAUAAAUAUAAGAAAACCAGCAAUGCAACACGGCCAAACUUUCUGGCUCCUCUGCCAAAUGAAAUGGCACAACUUAAACUGGAAGAUGGCACCACCAACCACGUUGCCCAUGAAGAUGAUCCUUGGAUUUCAAAACCUCUUCCUGAUGACCCAUCCAUGAGCAAUGGGUUGUCAGGCAAACCAAAGCUCAAAGAUUGGAAAACUAAGGAUGCAGUAAAAGGCAUUUUUCCAGACAACAAGGCAGCCUCCAAUGCAUUUUCAGGAGCUGUGCAAACUGACCCUAUCUGCCCUUCAGCUGAAGAAAAACCUGCUCUGCCACCAAGAAGAGAAUCUAUAAACAAGAGCUUAGAAGUAGAAUUUACAGAAAAACAAAAGCUUGACCUGGGCAAAGGCCUUCCACCUAAACCGCCUGCCCCAGGGGUCAUUUUACCCAUGAUGCCACCUAAACCUGCUCCUUUUAAAGGAGAGAAGGUCCCAGAUCAGAAAAAAGAAGAUAAGAAUAAAGUAUUGCAUCUCAGAAACGAGAUGGGCUUAGAAUGUGGGCAUAAGGUAUCGGCAAAGGAGGUUAAAAAAUUCAACCUCAAACCUGUCGCAAAACCAGGGAAGUCAAAACCAGAACCAUCUGAAGAAAAGCCUGAACCUGUUGGCCAGACGACAUUUGCAAAGCCAAAACCCCAAGUGAGGCCCAAACCAAUUCCAUCUCCAAGGGUGGAAGGUCAAACAGAAAGCAAGGUGGACAUCACCAAUCUCAGAAGCAGGCUUAGACCUGCAAAGCCCACAGACAAAGGUUUUGAACUGGAUAUUUCGCAGCAAGAAGCAGUUAACAACUCCCUUAAUAAUGUGCCUUCGACCAGUAAAGGGAACGUGGAACCUAAGAUUCCCCCAAAGCAACACAAUGGUCACGGUCAAAACGAUAGCCCGCAAGGAUUCCCUGGCAAGCCGGUGCCUGAAAUCUCAACAGGGGAGACGGAACCACCAAAGAUCUGUGUUUCGAAAGAAGCCCCACAAAGGCCUACUGUUCCACCAAGAAGGCCCCCACCACCAAAGAAAUCAUCAGCCCCAUCCAGUCCUACAGAAGCUAAGGGGCCGAUUAAAGAUUUGCCCGAGGUGAAACCCUCCAGCGUACAUCACAGACCUGUGCCCCCAAAGCCCAAGGCACUUAUACCACCUCCUAAGGAUGAAUCCAAACUAAAGGGAGCCUUGGGGCCAAAGCUGUUGAACAAGCAAGCGGAGAAACCUGACCCACCUAAAGAAAAGCUUCCUUCCUUGUGGAAGGAAGGUGAUGUGCCAAAGGAAAAGUACGUGGCUGUUGCUGAUUUUGAAGGAGACGAGCAAACCUCUGGAUUUAAAGAAGGGACAGUGUUUGACGUGCAAGAAAAGAAUACCAGUGGGUGGUGGUUUUGUAAAGUUAUUAGUGGUGGGCCAAUAUGGGAGGGCUGGAUCCCUUCCAAUUUUUUGACCAAAAAACAAUAGAUAUUAAACAUUAGGCUUUUUUUUCUUAACCUUUGUUACUUUAUAUUUAAUUUUUGUAUUUUUUUAAUUUAUAGGUGGUUCCUUUUAAUAAUUACAUUUCAUCACAUUCCAUUGUUGAAAGGUGGAACGACGACGUAUAUUCUUAGCCAAAUAAAUAAAACAGCCCCAUAAGAAACCUGUUUUCUGUAAAUUUAGAGAACUUAAACCAGAUUCCAUAUUCAAACACAUUGGACUAUUACUACUCUGUUUUUGGUUUUCCACCUUUUAAUGUCAUGCUAUCAUUUUUUCUUAAUAUAUCUUUUUAUAUUUAGAGCAUUGAGAAAAAAAAUCUAUAUCGUGCAGUACUUUAUGCCUUACGUACUAUUUUGCUUCCAUAUAACACAAAUUAAAAUGUAUGCAAAUAAGUCAGGUUAUCCUCAUGAAGUGUGCAUAUUGGAUUAACUGAAACAAUGCUGUGUAGACUGUAGGAGAAAAAUAUAUACAACAAAUGAAUGAGGCACAUUUUCUAUGAAGUAUUGCCAAACUAAAGACUAGAACAAUAGAAUACCUCAGAAUAGUUUCUCAUUCAAAAUGUUCAAACCAUACAUUUCAGAGGAUGUCUUUCACAGAAAAUGCAAUCUAUAUAUUUUUCAAGGCAUAUAGUUAUCUAGUUAUCAUACUUCAUUUUCAGGGGAAGUUGAUUGCUCAAGUAACCAUCAGUUAUCUAGACUUAUGUAAUGCCUCCUUCCAUUGAUAGACCAGGGUUCAUUCACUGUGGCUUUUUGUAAGAAAAUGUGAAUACAUAAUAACAAUAAUGAGAUAUAAUAACUUCUGUCGUUAACCCGCUGUGUUGGAAGCUUGUGCUCUUUAAGCAUGUUUGCACAGUUUCACCCUGAAAACUCUCAGUGUAGUGGUUUCAUUUUUCAGAAUUAGUUAAACCAGCAUUUGUUUGUGCAGCAUCUGUGUGAACUACUAUAUUGUCAGCCAAGUAUAGGGUUUGUUCACUGGGGCGCUUUGAUUAGCUGUUUAAUGCAAUAUUAUAUUUUCUGUUUUAACACACUACUAGUGCUUGACUGGUUUCAAGCAUGGAAUAAGUAGAUACCUAAUAUUAAGACGGGGAGGGGGGGGUCUUCUUUUAAGUAACCUUAGACAUUUCUUUAGGACUCUUUACCUCAAGCUGAGCCAGAACACUUGGUCUGAAGGUAUAAACCCAGCCAACAGAAACUCUGAAUGCCUGUUCUGGUAAAGAAGGGUUUGAACGUGGUGAGAUCCGAUACCAUCACCUCUCUGGAAUCUGUACCAGAAGAAACGGGCAAGGCCUGGAGCCCCUAUAGGCUAGCCGCAAAUUAUUAUUAUUAAUUUUUUUUUAUGUUCUUUAACAAACAAUAAUGCAGGUAUUAUGCAUUGUGCAUCAUAUUAAAGCACAUCAAUGGAUUUAAAUGGGUUUCCCCAAUUAGUAGAAACAAACCUGUUCUGCAAUACAGCGGUUAGAAACAAAUCACAUUUGUGAAACGUUUUCAAACUGGAUUGGGUCUCAGUGUUAUCUUUUCAUUCAUACGUGAAUAAAAAAAGAGCAAAGAAAGCAAGCGCUAGGCUUUAACUCUAGUUUUAUAACAUGGUGCUUUUAAGAUUGCUGAUGUUUGCUAUGAAGGUUUAAAUUGGGCGAUACACUAUAAAACUCAACAUGGGUCUUUGGGGAGGGUGGGAGGGGGGUUUGGAGUACAAUAGUGUAAGUGAUAAAAGCUGUUGCUACUAAUACUUUACGUGAGUUGGGUGUGUGAGGCUGUGUGGUCCAGUGGUUAAAGAAAAGGGCUUGUAACCAGGAGGUCCCCGGUUCAAAUCCCACCUCAGCCACUGACUCAUUGUGUGACCCUGAGCAAGUCACUUAACCUCCUUGUGCUCCGUCUUUCAGGUGAGACAUAGUUGUAAGUGACUCUGCAGCUGAUGCAUAGUUCACACACCCUAGUCUCUGUAAGUCGCCUUGGAUAAAGGCGUCUGCUAAAUAAACAAAUAAUAAUAAAUAAUAAUUUCCCAGGCCCUGUUUAUUUUAUGAUAUACUUGAUAAGGGGUACACAACAUAUUCUUUUAUGUAAUAUUAAAAUAGUACUGAAUAAGCAGACCCUUUUUCAUUUCAAUAGACAUACCUGUUCUGUUGUAAUGAGACAGAGGGUUUCAGGAGAAGUGCAAAAAUGGGGGACUAGCUGGGUUGCAAAGUAUGAUUCUUUUGUCCCCUUUCAGUAGAGCAAUUCAGAUCAAUCACACUGCCAGGUAUAGGUGAAACCACUAUAAGCAUGGGUACAGUACUCUACACGACCCACCAGAGGCUGAUGGUUAUAUCAGUUGUGAAGCCUGACUGGAUCUGUUUUACUCCAGGGAUGGUUGGUGCUAGCAUUUGAAAAUGAAACUGCAUUUCAGAGGUCACAAACUACAGAAACGAACAAGUUGUGUGCUCUGAAGUACUUAGAAUUUCAAAGUUAAACUGAAAUAAUCUCCCAAGUCAACCUGAGAUGGACAGACAAAUAAAUAAUGACAAGUCCAAGAAUGCCAAGCGGAAAGACAUUACUAUUGAUAAAAAAAGAAGAUUGGAUUCAGUGAAACACGGUGAUACAAGGAUUCAAAUUAAAAUAUGCCAUCCUUGAAAAGAAGCCAACUUGGCAGGUCAGUAAAUAUAACAUGUAGCAUUAACAAUGAAAAAAAAAAAGAAAAUAUUAUAUGAGCUGACCUUCCUUCCCACUGUAAGAAGGAGAAAUUGUUACAUACACCGCCUGUAUUUGUAGGUAGUUGGAAAAAUGGGUUCAGUAACUGUCGGGGAAAUGGAAAAUAUUUAACUGGAUGAAGUUUAACCUUCAGCAAUUCCCAUAAUGUGAUUAUGGGUUAGCAGUAAUAAAAAAUAUAUCCAGGCCUAAUUUUACUUUAACAAAAUGCAACUACUCCAGAAGUUACUUAAUAAAAUACACACUGAAAUGUAUGCAUCAGUAGUACAUAUUUAUCCUUCAGUACACUGCCAAAUCCAUACUGAAAUGUAUGCAUCAGUAGUACAUAUUUGUCCUUCAGUACACUGCCUUUUUAUUAAUGCUGUGUCUGGAAUUAUUACAAUUCUUCGUAAAACUGAGUACCGUGCCUUCUCAGAAUUAAGUUUGCUAUUGCCGAAUGAAGUCUGUUUUUUGGAAUGGAAACUGAAUUGAAGCUGGAUAUUUGAUGGGAUGUUAUUUUUCUGAUGUACAAUCAAAGUACUGUAAUAAAACAAACAGUCUGUUUUAUUUAAGACUUGCAAAAUGUAAUUUCAUUGCCCCUGCUUUUUUUUGUUGCAAAAGUUUAUUUUAUACAAAUUUAAUAAACAUUUCUCAUAGCUCCA
Messenger RNA from Acipenser ruthenus (sterlet), 6385 nucleotides. Its product is annotated as SH3 and PX domain-containing protein 2B-like. Gene Ontology annotation, molecular function: superoxide-generating NADPH oxidase activator activity; phosphatidylinositol binding; protein binding. The coding region runs from base 292 to 3051 and encodes 919 amino acids. NCBI's taxonomy places the organism in Eukaryota, Metazoa, Chordata, Actinopteri, Acipenseriformes, Acipenseridae. Gene Ontology annotation, biological process: superoxide anion generation. The record is from RefSeq and is a predicted model, not a curated record. Gene Ontology annotation, cellular component: cytoplasm. The transcript is spliced from 14 exons.